This is a messenger RNA of Globicephala melas (long-finned pilot whale), 9281 nucleotides long. The record is from RefSeq and is a predicted model, not a curated record. Lineage: Eukaryota; Metazoa; Chordata; Mammalia; Artiodactyla; Delphinidae.
GGCUCGAAGGCCCCGCCCUUCAGGUGGCGCUGCGGCCUGGCCCUCUGGCGGGGAGGAGGCGGGUUGGAAACGCGAGGGGCUGUGCGGUUGUCGAUUCCCCAUCUGAACGCAGACGAUGGCGAGCCCGCCGGCUGUGCCCCGACUGCCUCCGCACGACACGAGGACGCCGGCUCUGUCGGUGGUGGACAUGCACACGGGCGGCGAGCCUCUGCGCAUCGUGCUGGCUGGGUGUCCGGAGGUGGUCGGCCCCACGCUGCUGGCCAAGCAGCGCUACAUGCGCCAGCACCUCGACCACGUGCGGCGACGGCUGAUGUUCGAGCCCCGGGGGCAUCGGGACAUGUACGGGGCUGUGCUGGUGCCGAGCGAGCUGCCUGACGCGCACCUGGGCGUCCUGUUCCUGCACAACGAGGGCUACAGUUCCAUGUGCGGCCACGCGGUGCUGGCUCUGGGCCGGUUCGCGCUCGACUUCGGGCUGGUGCCAGCGCCCCCCGCCGGCGCCCGCGAGGCCCUGGUCAACAUCCACUGCCCGUGCGGGCUGGUAGCCGCCUUCGUGGAGUGCGAGGGCGGCCGCAGUGGCGGCCCGGUGCGCUUCCACAGCGUCCCGGCCUUCGCGCUGGCCACAGAUCUCCUAGUGGAUGUUCCCGGUCAUGGAAAGGUGGUGGUGGACAUUGCAUAUGGUGGCGCGUUUUAUGCGUUUGUUAGUGCUGAAAAGUUAGGACUUGAUGUUUGUUCCACAAAGACAAGGGACCUCAUGGAUGCAGCAAGUGCAGUGACAGCAGCAGUGAAAGCUCAGUUUAAAAUUAAUCAUCCUGACAGCGAAGACCUUGCCUUUCUAUAUGGAACUAUAUUAACAGAUGGAAAAGACACUUAUAGUGAGGAACCAACCACCAACAUCUGUGUGUUUGCAGAUGAACAGGUUGACAGAAGUCCUACCGGCUCAGGAGUGACAGCCCGAAUUGCCCUACAGUAUUACAAAGGGCUUCUAGAACUGAACCAGACCAGAGCCUUUAAAAGCAGUGCAACCGGCUCAGUAUUCACAGGGAAGGCUGUGAGGGCCUGUCACUUCUGUGGCCUCUCCCAUUGCCGAGCACAGGCUCCGGACGCGCAGGCUCAGCGGCCAUGGCUCACGGGCCCAGCCGCUCCACGGCAUGUGGGAUCUUCCCAGACCGGGGCACGAACCCGUGUCCCCUGCAUCGGCAGGCGGACUCUCAACCACUGCGCCACCAGGGAAGCCCUGUACCACAUCUUUUUAAUCCAAUCAUCUGUUGAUGGACACUUGGGUUGCUUUCCCAUCUUGGCUCUUGUAAAUAGUACUGCUAUGAACAUUGGGGUGCAUGCAUGUUUUUGCAUUAGUGUUUUCAUUUUUUCAGAUAUAUACCCAGGAGUAGAAUUUUUUGAGGAACCUCUGUAUUGUCUUCCAUAGUGGCUGCACCAGCUUACAUCCCUACCAACAGUAUAGGAGGGUUUCCUUUUCUCCACAUCCUCAUCAACAUUUGUUAUUUGUAGACUUUUUGAUGACAGCCAUGUUGAUUGGUGUGAGGUGGUACCUCAUUGUGGUUUUGAUUUGCAUUUCUCUAACAAUUUCAUGUGCCUGUUAGCCAUUUGUAUGUCUUCUUCGGAAAAAUGUCUAUUCAAUUCUUCUGCCCAUUUUUUUUUUAAAGAUUUUUUGAUGUGGAUCAUGUUUUAAGUCUUUAUUGAGUUUGUUACAAUAUUGCUUCUGUUUUAUGUUUUGGUUUAUUUGCCCUGAGGCAUGUGGGAUCUUAGCUCCCCUACCAGGGAUCAAGCCCACACCCCCUGCAUUGGAAGGCAAAGUCUUAACCACUGGACGACCAGGGAAGUCCCUUCUGCCCAUUUUUUGAUUGGAUUGUUUGGGUUUUUUGAUAUUGAAUUGUAUGAGCUAUUUGUACAUUUUGGAAAUUAAGCCCUUGUUGUUCACAUCAUUUGCAAGUAUUUUCUCCCAUUCCAUAGGUUGUCUAUUUGUUUUAUUGAUGGUUUCGUUUGCUGUGCAAAAGCCUUUAAGUUUAAUUAGGCCCCAUUUGUUUAUUUUUGCUUUUAUUUCUUUUGCCUUAGGAGACAGAUCCAAGAAAAUAUUGCUUCUACUUAUGUCAAAGAGUGCCUAUGUUCUCUUCUUCCAGAUUUCCCAGCACUACUUAUUGAAGAGACUGUCUUUUCUCCAUUGUAUAUUCUUGCCUCCUUUGUCGUGUGUUGACUGUGGGUGUGUGGCUUUGUUUCUGGGCUCUCUAUUCUGUUCCAUUGAUUUAUUUGUCUGUUUUUGUGCCAAUACCAUGCUGUUUUGACUACUAUACCUUUGUAGUAUAGUCCAAAGUCUGGACGGGUUAUACCUCCAGCUUCAUUCUUUUUUCCCAGGAUUGGGGGCUUUUAUGGUUCCAUAUAUAUUUUAGGAUUCUUUGUUCUGGUUCCGUGAAAAAUGGCCUGGGUAUUUUGAUAGAGAUUGCAUUAAAUCUGUAGAUUGCUUUGGGUAGUAUGGCCAUUUUAAUAAUAUUAUUUCUUCCAAUCCAAGAGCAUGGGAUAUCUUUUCAUUUGUUUAAAUCAUCUUCAGUUUCCUUCAUCAGUGUUUUAUAGUUUUCAGCAUAUAGGUCUUUCACCUCCUUGGUUAAGUUUAUUCCUAGGUAUUAUUUUUUUGACCUGAUUUUAAAUGGGAUUGUUUUUUACUUUCUGAUAUUUCAUUAUUGGUGUCUAGAAACGUGACCGAUUUUUGUAUAUUAAACUUGUAUCCUGCAACCUUGGUGAAUUUAUUUAUUAGUUCUAAUAGUUUUAGAGUGGAGACAUUAGGGUUCACUAUAUAGAGUAUCAUGUCAUCUGCAAAUAGUGACAGUUUUACCUCUUCCUUUCCAAUAUGGAUAACUUUUAUUUCUUUUUCUUGUCUGAUUGCUAUGGCUAGGAUUUCCAAUACUAGGUUAAAUAGAAGUGGUGAAAGUGGGCAUCCUUGUCUAGUUCCUAAAUUUAGUGGGAAGGCUUUCAGCUUUUCACCAUUGAGUAUUAUACUAGCUGUGGGUUUGUCAUAAAUGGCCCUUAUUAUGUUGAGAUAUGUUCUCACUAUACCCACUUUGAUGAGAGUUUUUAAUCAUGAAUGGAUGUUGAAUUUUGUUGAAUGCUUUUUCUGCAUCUGUUGAGAUGAUUAUGUGGUUUUUGUCUUUCCUUUUGUUAAUGUAGUAUAUAUCACAGUGAUCGAUUUGUAUAUGUUGAACCAUCCUUGUGACCCUGGUAUAAAUCCAGCUUGAUCAUGGUGUAUGAUCCUUUUUAUGCAUUCCUGGAUUUGGUUUGCUAAUAUUUUGUUGAGGAUUCUUGCAUCUAUAUUCAUCAAAGAUAUUGGCCUGUAAUUUUCCUUUUUAAGUGUCUUUGUCUGGUUUUGGUAUCAGGGUAAUGGUGGGUGAGGUCCUCAAAUCCUAGGGUAUAAAGGGAUCCUGAGACCAAAAUGUUUGAGAACCAUUAAAUUAGGGUUUGGAUUUUUUUUGUUUUUAUUCUAUAGGAAUGUUCCAUUUUAUAUAAUAAGAUGUGAAAGUCCUGAAAAGUUGUGGAAAGUAUUUUUGUAACGGAAUCAAAUUAUAAAUGAGCUAACAGCUAAUUAAUGAAUUUACUCAUAGUAGUAAGUAAAAUCUACUGUAGUAUGAUUAAAUUGCAUCUAAUAAAUGAAUCUACUCACAAAGAGUCCUUUAAUAUAGCAGAUAACUUAUCCUAAUAAAGAGUUUUAUAUCCUAAUGUAGCUGUUUUUAAAGUUUGUUCUUUCUGAAUAUGGAAUUUGCUUUAAGUUAGGGAUUCAUAUAUAAUACGCUGAUCUUAUGGGAUAUGAAACCAUUUAUGUUAUAUGCUAAAACUUGGAAUACAUUAUCUUCAAGUCUGAGACUCAAGACAAAAUAAUAAUCGACAACGUUUAUUGGGUGCUUGACUAUGUGUCAAUUUCCAAGCUAAGCACUUCACAUAUACCGUCUCUUUUAAUUCUCCCAAGAAUCCUCUGAGGUCAGUAAUGUUAUCAUCCUUUUUUCACAAGUGAUAAAAUGGAGAAUUAGAGUUUAGAUAAUUUGCCAGAGGUCAAACAGACAGGUAACAGAGCCAGACUAUGCAUGUGGGUCUCUCUGAGCAGAGCCUGUACUGUUAACCACCAUAUUUUCUUGCUCUUAGGCAAACGUUUGAUGCAGAUGGGCAGUUUCACCCACGUGAGAGUGAACUCAACUCUCAACCACCCACUAAUGAUGACUCCCAAAGCUUCAUCCCUACCAUGCUUACCUGUGCCUCUCUCCUGAGUCUGACACUGUCCACUAAACUCAUCUCAAGAUGAUUGUCUCAGAGAUAUCUCAAACUCAACUUGUUUACAAGUUCUUCCUUCCUAAAUGUGUUCUUCCUGUCUCAUUCCCCAUCUCAGCUAAUGGUGGCGCCAGCUUCACUUCCAAGCUAGAAACUAUGGUCAUAUUUAACUCAUCUCUAUUCCUCACCUCCUACGUACAUCAGUCCCCAGGUCUAUCAAUUCUGCCUCCAGAGUAUCUCUAUAUUUUGUUCUCCAUUCUCUAAAAACUGCCCUCCUGUCUCUAGAUUUAAUUGAUGAAUUAAGGUUCCUCUUAACACAUUGCUGGGUUUCUAGUCUCUCUCCUCUCCAAUUUGUUCCCUACUUUACAGCUAAACUAAAUAAAAAACACAAAUCCAGUCACUUACCUUAAAAACCUCCCAUUGCCUAUAUGAUUAACUCGGGUUCUCUUUAAAAUGAUAAAAAUUGAGAAUACAACUUUUAGGCUAGAUAAACUAUGAGGGCAGUAUCUUGAUAUUCUCCUUUUACCUUCCUUUUUCAGGAAGUAAAAUGUGGUGAUUUUAAAGCUGUUAUAGUGGAAGUAUCUGGACAAGCCCAUUACACAGGUACAGCAAACUUUAUAGUAGAAGAUGAUGACCCACUGAGGGAUGGAUUUCUUCUCAAAUGACUUAUAUGACUUUUAAGGGCUUUCUUUAAAUUGUUAUCAUAAGUAAAUUUUCUCUGAAUUACGUGGAAAACUGUAUCCAAAUUGUACAUGUAAGCCAACUAACAUUCUUCUUAAAAUAAUACACUGUGGUUAAAUAUAAAGUCAUUAUUCCUGUUUAUACAUGUGUAUUGGUAUAUUGCUUAUAGAAUACAAAAUGCAGAAUACUUUUCUAAUUAUUAACAUAUCAGGUAAAAUUAAAACCUUAGUUCUUGUUACUUUUAAAUAUUCCUCUGUGGUAAUUACUAUAAUAUUCUGUUUUAAAUGCUCUUUGAGUAAUAGCUUCAAUUGUAGCCCUCACAGCAAUGAGUCUUACAAGUUCAUUAUUUUAGUCUUCCAGUUUUUGAGUAAAAUAAUGCCCUCUCUCUAAGCAGCAUGCAAGGGAGACAGCUUAUUAUAAAGUCCUCAACACUUAGCAGUCAUAAACUGGGAAGUAAUGGGGUGGUCAGCUUCUCUGGGUGAGAGUUGUUGUAGCUGCUGCAGGGAUGUCCUCUGUGCUGCAGAGCCCAGCUCCUAUACCCGUAAACUCGUGAGAGAAGAUCAAGAAUCAGGCUUUUGAUAUAUCGUUAAGGCUCUUAUAAAAGGGGUUGUUUAUUGCAUUACUGAAGUAUAGGUACACAGUAGGAGUCAAUCAAUAAAUCUCUACAGUGGGGCAAGUCAACAUACUCUGCCAACUACAUGCCAGGUAAUUUAAAACAUGAAGGACAUGUUAACUAUUGGCGUUCUUGCUAGUUAAUUGUGAACCUGUUAAAAAAUAAAAUUUGAUCAUUAUCAGCAUUAUAAAAUGAAGUAUUAAAAAUUAUUCACCAUGUGAUUUUCUCAAUAUUCAGUAGACUUUUUUUCUGGUGGGUGGGGGGUAUUUUCUCAGUUUAUUUUAGAUUCAUUGUUUUGACCUUAAUUUGUGCUCUGAACUCUGUCAGCCUUGAAUCAGUAGACUCUUUUUUGAGGUAAGUAAUAGUAUUUCUUUUUUUGAGCAUACAGUGAAAUAAUCAAUUCAUUUCAACUGGCUGUAUCAUCCAGCAAGUCUGUGUAGACCCAGUUAUCAGGUCUCUGAUUGAAUUACCUGACCAAAAGGAAGGCUGUAAAGUUAAUGUUCUUGAUUUCCCUAUUAAAUACACAAAAACUAAUGUUUUCCAUUCAUUAUCUCUUAAAAUCUGUGGUAAAAAAUUCACUUACCUCCAAAAAAUAACACUAAAUAUGACCAAGAAAUUUUCUACAGAUUAGGGAGAUUUGCUGUACUUUAUUUUAAUAGAAAUAGAACCACUAUUUGCUCUCUAAAUUUCACAAGUCACAUUAAUUUGAAGAAAAAAAGACACAUAGAUUGUUUAGAAGUUUAUAGCAUUUUGUAAUGUGCACACACAUCUCCCCUGCUCUAACGAGGUACACUGUGAAAUUUGAUUGUUAUUCUAUGGCUACCGAGGGUGGAGAGUAUUUAUCACUGACAUUCUUUAGAAUUGUUAGCACGUGGUGAUAACAAAAAUGCGGACUGACAUUUAGUCAGUUUUAUUAUUGUUUCAAAAUUCUCCACAGACAGUGCACCCCCUGAUCAACUGCACCCAGGCCGGCACUCCCUCCGCCCACCCAUGAUAUGCCACUGCUUUUGUCUCAUUCAUGAAUAUGAGAGAAAUGCAAGCCAGAAGUGUCAACUAACUCCCUCAGGUCGCAUUUAAGGCUGUCAGUCUAGGGCUUCUGACCCCAAGUCCAGUAUUUUCCUGCUACACUUCCUCUGCCUCUAAGACAGGACAGCCAGAACUUGUUCUAUGAUAAUACUUUAACAAAAAUGUUAUGUUUGUUGAACACUGAAAAAUAGAUACUGCCUAAAUCUUCCUAACUUCUAACCCAAACCAGAGCCAAACCCUUGCAAUAAUAUUCAUUCCUUCUGUAUUUCACCGUGUCUCCCGUGGAGUCAAAACCACUAGGGAAAUCAACUGCUGUUCCUCUCACCUCCAAGUGUCUAAUCAGUCACUAAGUCCUGUUGAUUCUACCUUCUGAAUACUGCUCACAUCUAUCCCUUCCCAUCCUUGCUAAGGGUUUUGUCUCAUCACUAACCUCUUUCAAGCAACCUCCUUCCCCUCAUUGGUUCCUUCCUCUAAGGUCUUACUGAGUAUCAUCAUAAGCAAAAUGAAACAAACACCCCUUGUCCACCUUCCCUCUUCAGCCUGCUGUCUGUCACCCCUAUUGCCUUCCCUUUGCAGUCAAGCUCCUAGAUUCCUUACUCUCUUCUCAUUGGGUACAUUUUCUCAUCUUCCGUUUGCUACUCAACUAUUGCAAUCUGGUUUCGACCUCAUUACUCAUUGGAAACUAUGCUUGAUCUAACGACCAGAUUUAAUGGUCACCCAAGGGUUUAUGCAAUCCAUGGUGGAUGCUGCUCCUUGCUUCUUGCAGGCAAGUGUGGUACAUUUUAGAGCACCAACCUCUACUCCCUUGGUGCAGAGCUCAGACACAGAGCCAUCCACUGAGGUUCUCAAGACCAUAGGUUAGUACUCAGGCCUCAUUAGAACCCAUCGGGUGCUGCAGUUGUGUGGGCCCAGGUCCAUCUCCUCUUCACCAUGCACUUGCAAAUCUUUGCUCCAGGUCCUCUAGACUCUGUAAGAGUUGGGGCACCCUCCUCUUCGUCCCUCAAAUUCCACAAUUUCCGUACCAUCCCUCCUUAGGACAAUGCCUCUCAUACUUCAGUGUAGGUGUGAAUUACCCGGGGAUCUUAGAAUGCAGAUUCUCAUUUCCUAGGCAUGGGUGGGGCAUUUCUAACAAGUUCCCAGCUGAUGCUGGUACUGCUGGUAGGAGGACUGCAGUUUUAACCAAUUGAUUUUAAUUCCCUUUUUGGGCCCAGGCUUUACAGGUGAGCCUCCCCUACCUGGAAACUUCUCCUCUUCGCUCUGAGAUACAUAAGAAGCCUGCUACCUCCCUACCUGAAGGUAAAGAAUAGAGCUGACCUCAUCAUCACAGCAACUUUUCUGAGAAGAGGCUGGAAACUUACAUUCUCCUCUUUUCUGAAAAGCAAAAGUAAAACAAAGCACCCCAAAACACAGGACAGCUGAUUUCUCAGUUGGCCAAAUAUGCCUCAUCAAAUACAUCACUCACCUGCUUAGCUUUUCUCCCUUUACCUGCUUCUUAAUUUUUGCUACUCCCUAGCAUUCCACCUAUGGUUCCUUUCUCUCUUCACUCAAUACUCUGUUCCUAAGUCAUAUUCAUGCCCACGUUUUUCUCUCUUGCAGAGAGGCUGACAUCUCCCAAGUCUCUAAAUCCUAAGCUCCAGAGCCAUACUGCAGAUUCACUACUUGGUGGACAAAGCAGACUCAUCUGCCCCUAGAAUGUGCCCCUCCUCCCAUAUUCCCUAAUUUGAUCAAUGGUACCACCAUCCAUCGAGCCAGGAACCUGGGAUCUAUCCUUGGCUCCUUUUUCAUGCUCUUUUGUCCUCUCUGUUGAUGCUCUGAGGUGGACGUCUGUGGAUUUGGCCGGCAUCAUUCCUUUCCCCUUCUUUUAUCAACAACACUCUCCUUUUCCUUUGGGAAACCAUCCAUCCCCUGCACAUAGCCUUGAUGGGGCUGCCAGACAAGGGGUACUCCAAUCAGACUGUCUCCUCUAAGACCUGGGAUCUUGAGAGAAAUGACAUAAGGUCUGAAAAAUGGUUGAAGCAGACUUAUUCCUAUAGAGCCCUAAAGAGAUCACCCUCAGUUCCUUUCUGCUAUCUCUACCUGUAGAGCUGCCCUGACUUCUCUUGUUCUUGGGGUUGGCUGUUAGACUGUCCUUUUGAACUCCCCCUAUCCUUCCAGUAAAUUCUGCUUUUGCUUAAAUGAGACAGUGCCCUCAAUGUAUUGUUUAUAUCCAAAGACUCUAAUCCAUAUACUGCCUCCUUCUUCACUGUAAAUGCCUUAGUUCAGACUCUUUCAUUUCUCCCCCAGGCUAUUAUAAUGCCUUUUCUUUUUUUUUUCCAAAUCUAUUUAUUCAUUUAUUUUUAUUCAUCUAUUUUUGGCUGUGUUGGGUCUUCACCACUGCACGCGGGCUUUCUCUAGCUGUGAGGAGUGGGGACCACUCUUCGUUGUGGUGCGCAGGCUUCUCAUUGCAGUGGCUUCUCGUUGCAGAGCACAGGCGCUAGGCACGCGGGCCUCAGCAGUUGUGGCACGUGGGCUCCAGAGCACAGGCUCAGUAGUUGUGGUGCACGGGCUUAGUUGCUCCACAGCAUGUGGGAUCCUCCCGGACCAGGGCUCGAACCCGUGUCCCCUGCAAUGGCAGGCGGACUCCCAACCACUGCGCCACCAGGGAAGUCCCACAAUGCCUUUUCUUAACUGGUCUCCCAGUUGCCAGAUUCUCUUCCUA